Molecule: messenger RNA, 4785 nt
Organism: Centrocercus urophasianus (Greater sage-grouse)
Lineage: Eukaryota; Metazoa; Chordata; Aves; Galliformes; Phasianidae
Gene: SHOC1
Product: shortage in chiasmata 1
Biological process (GO): resolution of meiotic recombination intermediates
Cellular component (GO): condensed nuclear chromosome
Molecular function (GO): single-stranded DNA binding; ATP hydrolysis activity
Source: RefSeq, a predicted model, not a curated record
AUGUGCACUCGAAGCCCAGAAGGCCAAUCAAAUCUCGCGGUGCAUCAAGAGAAGCGCAACCAGCAGGUCAAGGGAGGUGAUUCCGCACCUCUGCUCUUGCGAGACCCCACCGUCUACAAGUGUCAGAAACAUCACAAAACAGGAAAGAUGUUUGCAGCUUUAAAGUAUCACUCAACAGACUAUUUAUAUGAGAGCAUGGCAAGGCAAAAGUAUUCCAUCCGUAGAUUAUCACUUUGCUUUCCUCCCUGUUUCCAACAACAUGAAAAGUAUCGUCUGACUGGACUUUUUGCUCAUGCUCAGUACAGGAGGCCCUGGACAAGAAUUACUUCAACACAGAACAUGAUUGCUGUUUCAGUGUUGGAUCAAUGGAAGAAAAGUUCAUAUGUGGAGGAUUUCCUGGAAAAGAAACCUAUCAGUUCUAUAGGGUUCUGUGUCAAUAAUGAAGUAAUAGCAAGCUCAAAUCCCGUCUCUCAGAUUGACACAGAAACAUAUUAUUUACUCGAGAAAGUUGUUUGUGAGGAGGCAUCAACUCAAGAGAAAUAUUUGAAGAUCGACUGUGCUACUGAGCUUAAGGAACAGUGGCAAGAUCUACGUGUUGGAGAUGAAUUUGUUUUUGUUGAUAAUCUGAAAAACUAUCAUAAAAAACUUCCUAAUUUAUCUACACUUCUGGGCAGACUUAAAUUUUUUUGUGUGAGAGAUCCUUUUUUAGUUUCUGAAGGAGAGAAUUUAACAGAAGAGAAUAUUUUUAGGGAGUGUUUGACUUUCCAAAAUAAAAUAGAAAUGCGGGAGAGUAAGAAUGAAUUUCAGGGAAUUAUGGAGGACUUCUGUAAAACAACAUUAGAAGAUAAAGAGUAUUUCAUGUUGCCUUUUGAGUUAGAAUUCUGCAAAAGCAGCAACAGCAAAUCAGAGUCCAAUAAGAUUCCAUCACAUUUGAAAUUGAAGGAGUUACUAAAUUUAGCUCCAGAAAAUGUGGCUUUUGAAAAUAUGUGUGAAGAGGUAAUCGAAGAAGCUCUCAAAGAAAAAACUGCGAACAAAAUGGAAGUUGCCAAAUACUGUCCUAUUUCAGUGGUUAGCUCCAGUAACAGCAUGAGUAUGUUGGAAAUCUCUGACACAGCCAAGCACAUCUCAUAUCUGAAAGAUGAAAUGGAAGUACCUUUAACUCCUCUAUGCAAACAACGAAGAUCACAGGUGAAUUUUCUCUGCAUAGGACUUCAAGAAGAACUUAAUCCUCUUUUUGAUAACAGUAUUUUGAUUACAGAGCCCUCUAAGGAAUACUUAGACUCCUUGGUAUGGCAAUCAGAGAAGUACUGGGAUAAUGUGAACUCUCUUUUACUUGUCGAGUAUCAGAGCUUUAAACUUGAACAUCGGCACCGUUCUCUCACAGAGCUAAAGGAAAUGCUGUCAGUUGAUGUAGAAACACCAAUGUUUAUGUCACUUGAAAAGGACUGGUGGCUUCACAUGGGAUUAGAUCUGGUCUGUGUUGAUACUUUGGAGCAAUUUAAGAGGGAUUCCAAUAAUAAAAACAGUUUGUUUUCUACAGAAGUAGAAACAUUCACACAAUUUUCUAUACGUCAGUUAGAAAGAUGGCCUGAAGAAAAUGAUUCCAUGCCAGAUCAGGAAUUGCUUUCUAGUGAAAGAGGUCAGAUGGAUGAAGUAACUGAUCUUUGCAUGUCACCUCAGACCAAGAUGCAGCACUUUGGCCUGCCUAUAAAUGCUGCGUCUUCUCUCAAAAUAGACAAAACAAAUACACCUCUGGAAAACGUUACUGGAGGAAAUAUACAAAAGAGAAAGAUUGAAGAACCUGUUUAUUUCUUCAACCGAGAAGAGAAGAUAGACGUAUCACUUAUGUCUGUCAGUUGUAAAGAUACGCCUUUUAAACAACACAACUCUUCUGAGGGUCAAAACCUCACGUCGUUCACACUUGAUUCAAAAUGGGACAAUGAUGAUUCUGAUCUGAACAACUUUAUAAUGCUAAGGUGUAAACGCACAGUCACUCAAACACAGGAAAAAAAUGGUGUAGAUCAUCCUGAAAAAGUGCUACAGCCUGAAGAACUACAUUUAUCUGAUCACAAAGAAGACAGUUCUGUUUGUGAGCCUGCAAGAACAGAGAAAAAAGAGCAAGAGAAUGACAGCAGUGUCAUAGUCAAAAUUCAAGCAUCAGAAAGCCAGUGCCAGUCAUAUUGUCUGCUGAAGGGAGCAGCUACUUCUGCUUUAAAAGAUUUGACUCAUCUGGGUGUACUUGCUUCUGUAAGUUGGAGCUUUGACAGCGUUAAGUUUGAUCACACAAGAUUUUUCCUAAGACAACAGGAGAAGGUGAUAUGUGAUCGUUUUAAAGAAGGUAAAGUAGAUGAGAAAGAGAUCAUCCUGUUCAGGCAUGCUGCUCUGGUGCAUCUGCUGGUGACAUGUCGAGACCUUCUGUUAACAUGUGGCUUGGACACGGCACUAGGAUAUUUGUCUAAAGCAAAGGAUAUCUAUAAAAACAUCUUAGAAUCCUGUUUGAAUAAUACCUGGAGGCAGCUGAAGAUUGUACAGUACAGCAGCCAGAAAAAGCAUGAAUCCAGUCCGAGAUUAGCAGAGCUUCAGUGUCGACUGUUAGAUUGGAUGCAAACUUAUGCAGAGGAACAGAGUGUUAAGGUUAUGCUGAAAGGUUGUAAUGAGGACUCUCCGUCUUCUCUUCUCCGAGAUGAACAAGUCCAGCUUCUUAAAUCUUUCUUUGCAGGAGAGGUGCUCCAGCCCCCUGACCACCUUUGUAGCCCUCAUCUGGAUUCACCCCAACAUCUCCAAGUCCUUGUGCUGGGGGCCUCAGACUUGGACUUGGUAUUCAGGAUACUAAUCAUACUAAGAAUGGACUCUGAGAGAGAAAAGGCAGUUCUCAUUCACACUGUAUCUAGACUAGAAGGUUUAAAAGCCAUUGAUUUGAAUUCUGAGAAAAAAGGAAACAUUCUGGGAUAUAGAGAUAUCGUCACCAAUAGAUAUGCCUGUGUUAUUAUACAAAAUCAGAACAUUGGAGCUGACUUCCCCUGGAGACUCUUCUCAUUAGUGAUAGAAUAUGAUUAUUCUGAAAACUCUUGCUGGAAAAAACUGUGUGAAAAUCUAAAUAUUGCAUACAUGACUUUUAAAACCAUCCUCCCUGAAACAGUACAAAUGGGAAAUCACUGUGGUUCUUCUCUUCUGGAGAUACAGAUUCCUUAUGUGUUUCUCACCACUGAAGGUCUUCUUAAUAUGCCAGAUUUUCUUCAGCUUUUGGAAUCUCACUACAGCAUUACUUUUGUUGAAAGAAGCUGCAGUUACUCCUUGAGGCUACUUGGAGAUACAGACCGAUAUGUUGUGUUGACAGUAGAUGAACGUACUGCUAUCUUCUUGCAGAAUAUGGAUGAGUUAAACCAUGAGAAGUCCUGCGACAAUGUAAUAUCGAAGCUGAUAGCAUUAUCACUCCAAUAUACAUGCUGUUGGGUUGUUUUCUACUCCAGAGAAAGACUGAGUUUGGAGUACAGUCUCAGCGGAGAUACUCUUCUCAGCCUUGUCUUAAUUUAUGCCAAUUUGAUAGAAUUUACACAGAAGUCAGAAGACUUUGAAGUGAAGGUAGUUCUUACACCAGGGAUUGAAGAGGCAGCACUGUUAAUUCGUCAAAUAGCUGACAACAUUUUGAUGACAUCUAGUUUCAGUCCCCAUGAAUGGCUGGACAAAUCUUGGCUUUCUGUCUUGCCAUCUGAGAUGGAGAAAUGCUUGCUUGCUUUUCCUUGUAUCAACCCUCUGGUUGCUCAGCUGAUGCUAAAGAAGGAAUCUUCUUUGAACAGGCUCUUUCUGGCAAGCUAUGAUCAACUUCAGGAAUUACUACCAGAGGUUCCAAAAAAAGUUCUAAAGCAUUUUAGUGACAUUACCUCUUCGUACAGCACAAAUGCUGCUGCGCCACUGAAAACAACAGUGAAACGUUCAUCACCUCCAGAAAACUGGAAUACCUUUAGAAGACUCUAUCCAGAUUGUAAGCAAAAUUCUCAGUCUUUAGAGUUGCUAGCUAAGGCACAAACCAGCACAGGGCCAUCUCAUGUGAAUUCUGAAGCCUCGUUUCUUCCAUUGAAACAUAAUCAAAGUUUUAUCAACUCUGACCUUUCAAGCUAUAUGCAUGAGAGACCAUGUUUUUCAGAAGUAGCUCCAGAGAGAAAACAGAAUUUCUUUGUUGUACCAAAGGGCAGUGAAGAUUUUGAUCGUCUAAAUGCUAUGAAUUCUUUUUACAUUAAAGGUCAGGCGUUCAGGACACACUGUAUCUCUGAUCAUUCCUCCAAAAAUUCUGAAGAAGAUUUCUUUACAACUUUCAGUGACUGUGUACCUCCUGACAGCUCUACAGCUUUUCUGGAAGAAUUUAGAGGCACAGCAUUUAAGAGCCCAGAAAUUCAGAUACGGAAUGACUUUUCAUCCACUUGCACAUACAAUUCAUUUGCACCUAGCUUAAUUCAUUCUGAUUCCCUUGUUGAUCCAGAUGAAAUUCAAAUUCUGUGUUUCCAAAACCAAGAUCGAGAACUUUCAGGAAACAGAAAGCAAAGUCCACCAUUCUUAUGGGCAAAAGGAAAAAAAAUACCAGAUUUGGGACUUGAAGAAGUACCAAGAAUUAAAAAGAGGAGAUUGAUGUAUGAAAGAGUACCUGGAAGAGCUGAUGGACAAACACGUCUUAAAUUCUUUUGAAUUAAAUAGCGACUUGCAUGCCACAUCUUUUUUUUUUCUUCUUCUUCCCAAUCCUUAAACCAUUUGAGUGGAAAUUUAUUACAUUUUUGUUGUUGUUGUUCAUUU